AAGACGGCCCAGCCAAGCGGAGCCAUGUCGAGCAGUAAGAUGAACCUCACUCCGGAGGAAGAAGAGAAAUACAACCGUCUUGGGGCAGGAAUGAGAAGGGCCCAUAACCACUUCAAAGAAGAAUUUAAUUCCCUCUACGAGUUGGCCGACGCCUCAAUUGGUCAGGGAGUACCGUUAGGCCUGUACCUUCGGCAGGUGGAUAUGUUGAGAUAUCAAUUGACCGCUCACCGUCCUGCUGCAGAGCGUACGCUUUUCCCGUUUCUUGGCAAACGCAUGCCGUCGUUCAAAGAGGGCGAAACUCAUUUGAAGGCCCAUCAUGUUAUCCAUGAAGGGAUGUUGGUUCUUCAUAUCGUCGGCGCAAUGAUUGUUAACAUGUGGUCAUUUGUAUUAGGUCUUGACCAACUUGGGACCCUUGUGCAAGAAUCCAGAGGAGACCCAUCUACAUACUCCCCACAAGAAAUGCGGAAAUGUCUAGACAGUUGGCGUGGAGACCUUUUCAAACACCUGGAUCAAAAGAGGUUGAAGGUCUCUCCGGAGAAAACAUGAAAAGAUACUGGACUUUAGAUGAAUUGGAUCUACUGCCAAUGUGAUACCAAUGAGUCUCAUCGGUAACGUUGCUCUGACCGUUGCCCGAUCAUGUUUCCCGCUUGUCCAAAUAGUCGCUGCAAGUAUUCGGCCUCCGGCUUUGAUUGUAGGCAAACUAUAAUGAGACUGUCUGUGAGAUUGAAAUUAUGACCCACCGAGUGCCACACGUCCUGUUUGACAUCGACUAUCAUACAUAACUGUCGAGGUGACACGGAAGAAAUGAAGCACAUAAAA
Molecule: messenger RNA, 819 nt
Organism: Somion occarium
Lineage: Eukaryota; Fungi; Basidiomycota; Agaricomycetes; Polyporales; Cerrenaceae
Source: the annotation of a GenBank genome assembly